This is a messenger RNA of Pyricularia pennisetigena, 3114 nucleotides long. RefSeq lists its product as uncharacterized. The record is from RefSeq and is a predicted model, not a curated record. The transcript has 3 exons. The coding region runs from base 1 to 3114 and encodes 1037 amino acids. Gene Ontology annotation, molecular function: protein binding. Lineage: Eukaryota; Fungi; Ascomycota; Sordariomycetes; Magnaporthales; Pyriculariaceae.
AUGGAUCGAACAGGCGACAGGCCAGCCCUCAACCUCUCCAACGGUGGCAGAGGGCUACCCGAGAAUCCUGCGCAAGGGCGAAGGAACAUGACCAACGGUGGCGGCUCGCUCAACAGCCUGCCUCCAAUGCCCACCGCGAUCCCCGCCAACGCCCGCAGCAUGUCAUCCACCUCAUCUUCGACACUCUCCGCGAACCCGCCUGUUUCCGCCGGCCAGGUCAUAGGCAUGGCGCGCCGAGCCAUGGCCGAAGCGCUCAAGGAACACGAGUCGCAGGCAGCCGAGGCCAGCGGGGUCAGCAACGAGUUGAAGCCCGGCGUUACCAUUGACUUGAGCCGCAAAAACAUACAGGAGCUUCCCGAAGAGAUCGUUGACGUGAUAAAACAUGAACUGGAGCGACUAGCACUUUCCCACAACAAAAUAUCGUCGUUCCCCGCCCGGUGGUCCGAAUGCUCAUCCUUGCGCUACCUAAACGUCCGGAACAAUGAGCUCCGGGAGUUCCCCCUACCGCUGUGUCAUCUCAAAAGUCUCGAAAUCCUUGAUCUGGGGCGCAACAAAAUCAAAUCGCUCCCCCCUGAAAUCGUCAAAUUGACUUCGUUGAAGGUCUUUGCCGUUCAAAAGAAUCGUAUCGAAGAGCUGCCCAUUUGCCUCGCGGACAUGGGCUCACUCCAGAUGAUCAAGCUGGAAGGCAAUCCUAUUCGAUUUCCACCUCCCGAGGUUCUGCAGGUGCAGGCAACAAGUCCUCCUAACGAGGGGCAUCUGAAAGAGAGUGAGGUCACAGAGUUGACGGUCACGGCCCACAUCAAAAAGUUCAUGAAGCAGAGAGCUUUGGAGAUCAACACCAGCAGCAGAUCCGACUCUGAAAUGGGCAUGGACGAUUCGAACGAGGGCAUGGAAACACCAAGAGUUCCGAUCAAGCGCGUUGUCAGUGGGAGGUUCCCCGUAAGGGUCAAUGGUGCCGGCCUGCCAGACCUCAGAUCGCCUGCUCUCGCGCGGUCCGGACCGCCCCCGAUCCCUACGCGCUCCCACUACCGCGGGCUAUCUCAACAGAACACUGCUCCAAGGAAGCCCGGGGUCAUGCCCUUGACAAUCGGUAAUGUGAACGAGCGCAUGCGAAGCAACUCGGAAACUUUGUCGCAAACCCCGCGAGCAGACAGGCCCGGCGAACGUUCUCGGCGCAUGGGCGUCGUCUCUCAAAAAGCCCAGCAGCUGGGAACACUUGACGAGACUCAGGCUAAUAACCGAUUUUCGCACUACCGUGGCCUCAGUCACGGCUCGGCGAUGCAAGGCAAUGGCCAAAUGCUUAAUGGCAAGAUGCCUGUCAGCCCCGCCGAAUCUAUACUUCAGCGGCCGAUAUACGUGCGUCGACUGUCGAUUUUGCCCGAACGGAGGCGCGAAUCCAAGUUUGUCGAUCCAGUGCUUGAGGCUGCCAAGGGCGUCCUCUACUCCAUCUUCCAGAUUCACCCCAUGAUCCAGAUGCUCAUGGGCUUGACGAGCGACGGGCUAGCUAAGCGCUCCAGUCUUGAGAUCGUCUUUUACAACACCAACUCUCAUGUGGAGGAGCUCGAGCAGGAGAUCCAACGUCACGAGGCCGAUGAGGAUGGAGCGUCCCAGUUUGAAAACGAGAGCGUGAUGCGCGCGUGCAUCACCCUGGUGAACGCUUACGUGCACGUUUGCUCAUUGCUUGCGAGCAAUGUCGACCUUUUCAUAGACAACGGUGACCCGCGCUAUAUUCGAACCUUGAUGAUGCAGCUCUACAAUAGCAUCACAGAGCUACGAGUGACGACAUCGCAUGUGCUUCCGGAAGAGGGACACCGUAGAGCCGCCAGCCGCACGGCCAUGAACUCCGGAACCAUCCGCCCACGUUCUCGCGAAAACACCGCCACCCCGACCGCAGAGAGGCCAAACGGGAUUCCCCGAAGUGCGGCUCGCGGAAACCUGACCCAUAAUCCGAGCAAUCUCAGGGUUACUACUGACGUUCCGCUUUCCAGCGUCCCGUACGUCAACGGGACUGGUCGCACGGCCACCAUUUCCUCGGCCACGCCCCGGUCGGGAGAGUCGUUUGUUUCCACAGGCAGCCGUGGUCUGUUGGGCGACUUCACCGAGGAGGAUCGUAUCUUUGAAAACAUCUUCUUGGCUCUGCAGAAGUCGACCGAUCUGGUAGUGCGGCUGUUGCCAGCGUUUAACCACCAAUAUACCAACGGCCUGCAAGCUGCUAUACAGCAUCGCAAUACUCGAGAGUCGCAGAUGUGGAAGGCAUUGAUAUCUAAGUGCUCAAUGACGAUCCAACAGACGGAGAAGCUCAAGACGCGUCUUUCGCUGAUUAAGCUCAAGGAGCCCGGAAUCAGGACUCAGGGCUCUUUCUGGAAUGACGUGCGCGAUUUUGUGGACUCUUGGGCAGAGUUUGGCAGCAAAGUCAGAGAGGUGGAAAAGCCACUGUCGCUACCAGCCGACACGAGGAUGCGCCUACGACCAUUCCAGAAGAGUAUUCAGGAGGCAUCGAAUCUUAUCCUACGUUCGCCGUGGGGCUAUUGGCUUCGACCGGGCCUGGCAACGUCGCACCAAAACGCUAAUGGAGGCAGCAUCUUUAGCCCAGGCGGUGCCGUGGACCCUCACGGCCCUGCGGGUUUGAACGGUGACCGACAGUAUCAGCAGAACGGGCAAUACGGAAACCCGAGCCACAACCAUCUCCAUCACAACCCUCACAUACAGCUUCCUAUGACACCUCAAAGCGCCGCAUUGGGCCCUGCAGCCCAAGCUACAGUGCCGGCAACACCACAGAGCGGCUCCUUCGCCGCAGCGCUGACUGGCAACGUAUUUGAGCGGGCGGAUGCGCUCAUGUCUCAGGGUGGCCCAUCAUCGAUACAUUCGCACUCCCGCCACGGAACUUUCACGUCCUCUACGUCAGGUUCUUCCGGCGGAAUGAGUGGUAGCUUCAACUCGAUUAACAGUACUCUAUCGUCAGCAACCAGCUACAACGAUGACAGGAUGGGAGGGCAUUCGGCUUCUUCAUCUUCAUCCGUCAUAAGUCCGGGCGGCCUUGGAGGCGGCCCUGGACCUAUGGCGUCUGCCUUCCCGUUCCGCAUGCAAAAUGGUGGUGGGAGGGUGGCGUUGUAG